GAUGGAUCACUACAUAUACACUGAAGAGCGAAGAGGAAGUUGAAUUAUGGAAGGGCAAGAUCUGUCGCCGCCACAAGUGGACGCAUCUCGACCGUCGUUGGGUUUCCCUUUAGGCACUGCCCUCCUUCUGAUCAUCAUAUUCACCCUCAGCGGCGUGUUCUCCUGCUGCUACCAUUGGGAUAAGUUCCGCUCCUUCCGUCAAUCUCAAUUCCCUUCCUCUCCUACCAAAUCCAACCUCAACCAGGAAUCGAAGAAGCAAAACAGGGAAGAAAGCUUGCCGGUGUUGAUGCCAGGGGACGAGCUUCCCAAGUUCAUUGCGAUGCCUUGCCCCUGCCAGCCGACGCGGCCUCACAAGGACCACGAAGACAACACCGUCAUUGUGAGGGUGGAGAAGCCACUGCAGCUGCCAGCCAUCCCUUUAUAUUUGUGAGCUAGCUAGCUAGUUAACCCACAACAACUCCAUCUCAAUACAUAUAUAUGUAUGUACAAGUAUAAGAUCGGUAGAGGCCAAGGGAUUUGUAUGUAGGAUAAUAGAAUCUGGUGACUAUUCCAUUUCAUUCAAUCAUUGUACCAUACGCCAUGUAGCUGCUAUUAUUAAUUAAGGAAUCUCCAUCUAAAUGCUUUUUUCUU
Arachis duranensis is the source of this 630-nucleotide messenger RNA. RefSeq lists its product as uncharacterized. The transcript is spliced from 2 exons. The record is from RefSeq and is a predicted model, not a curated record. The coding region runs from base 47 to 430 and encodes 127 amino acids. NCBI's taxonomy places the organism in Eukaryota, Viridiplantae, Streptophyta, Magnoliopsida, Fabales, Fabaceae.